Messenger RNA from Phytomonas sp. EM1, 2379 nucleotides. NCBI's taxonomy places the organism in Eukaryota, Euglenozoa, Kinetoplastea, Trypanosomatida, Trypanosomatidae. The record is from the annotation of a GenBank genome assembly.
AUGAACUCAACCGUUAUGCUUACCAUAGACGGUCAGAAUACUGUUGUGGUUGUAGGUGGUGGUCUGGCAGGCUGCUCUGCAGCUAUUGAGGCUGCCAAACGCGGUGCAAAAGUCAUAUUGCUUGAGAAAGAAACCAAGUUAGGCGGCAAUAGUGCCAAGGCGACAUCUGGAAUUAAUGGUUGGGGGACCCGUGCCCAGGCGGAUCAGGGUAUCCUGGACAGCGGCAAGUACUUCGAGCGCGACACCUAUUUAUCAGGGCGCAGCGGUAACUGCAAACCUGAGCUGGUCAAGGUGCUCUCCGUGAAAAGUGCACAUGCCGUUGAUUGGCUAACAAGUCUGGAGAUCCCCCUGUCGGUGCUCUCGCAACUGGGCGGACACAGCCGCAAGCGAACCCAUCGCGCACCGGACCGCGAGGACGGCACCCCUGUGCCCAUCGGCUUCGCAAUCAUGAGGAAGCUGGAGGAGCACAUCCGUGGUGAACUGCUGGGUUCGGUUAGGGUCGAAACGACGGCCCGCCUCUCGCGUCUGCUGUAUGAUUCAGUGACGUUACCAACCGGGGAGAUGGUCACCAUGGUCAGGGGUGUUGAAUAUGAAAGGUCUAUGGCGAGUGGCGACGGUACAGAUGAAGAGACGGUCCGGGUCUACGCAAACGCCGUCGUUCUCGCUACGGGUGGGUUCUCGAACGACCACACAACGACCUCGUUGCUGCAGGAGUACGCGCCCCACCUGAUGGGCUACCCCACCACCAACGGUGUGUGGGCCACCGGCGACGGUGUCAAGUUAGCUCGUGAGCUCGGGGCCGAGCUGGUGGAUAUGGACAAGGUACAGCUGCAUCCUACCGGCAUGAUUAACCCCAAGGACCCACAGGCGAGGACACUUUUCCUUGGUCCUGAGGCACUCCGUGGCUCUGGGGGCAUUCUACUGAAUACGAAGGGCGAGCGCUUUGUCAACGAGCUGGGCCUGCGCUCCGUCGUGUCACAGGCCAUCAUCGCCCAAGGCGACGAGUAUCCAGGCUCACAGGCCAGAAAGUUCGCCUACUGCGUCCUCAAUGAGGCCGCCGCGGGACUCUUCGGUAAAGGCGCGCUCGGGUUCUACUGGAAAAAAAUGAAUCUUUUUCGUUUCGCAGAGAAUGUUCACGAGUUGGCAGUGCUUAUUGGGUGUGAGGAGAGCACUCUGCUUCGGACUCUGGAAAGCUACAAAGAUCUCAGCUCGUUGGAUCGAAAGUGCCCUCUCACUGGUAAAGAUGUAUUCCCUUGCGUCAUUGGGCCGCAAGGCCCGUUUUAUGUCGCCUACGUCACCCCAUCGAUUCACUAUACCAUGGGUGGCUGUCUCAUUUCACCCUCAGCGGAAAUUCUGACAGUGGAUAAGACUGACAUCCUCAAUCGGCAUCGCCCCAUCUUGGGGUUGUUCGGCGCCGGUGAAGUCACUGGCGGAGUGCACGGUGGCAACCGCCUCGGUGGUAACUCCCUGCUGGAGUGCGUCGUAUUCGGCAGGAUCGCUGGCGAACGUGCCGCACAUACCGCUUUGGAGGUCCUUUCAGCUCAGGAAACAGGAAGCUUCCGAGGGAACCCUGCGAUGAAUUCCACCAGUUGGACGCGAGGUACAGUUCUGCAGCUCCUGCCCGACGACCCAUCAUCGAGCAAUAUGGAAAGCGUGUCCGAUAUAGGAUAUCGACUUGUGAUUAAUCUUCCGAAUGCAUUCCAAACCAGCGGACUGGCGCUGCUUCAGCCCAUCUUAAUAAAACUGUCCUCUCCUUAUUCAGGCGCAAUUCAGCCCCUACGAGUAGUACCCACAACGCUUCCUGAGGAGCUAGGCAUCAUAUCUAUACCCUUACCACCACUUACAACACACAAGGAUGAAGUGCCGCCCUGGGUGUAUGCUCUGCAACCUGGGGACGAGGUGGAAAUGCAAGCUGGCCCCAUCGAGGCCUCGGUCAGUAGCCUUGAAAAACGUCUCAUGCAAACUAAGGAGGGAAGUGGAGCAAAUCUGGUUAUCCUCGCGACUGCACCAGAAGGUGUCAACCCUAUGCUGCAGCUGCUGCGAGCCUCCUCACGGCAUCCGUUACAAGAAAAGUUGAACAAUGUUCGACUUUUAUAUGCUGCGAAAAAUUUAUCCGAGAUGAGAUAUCUGGAUGCUUUGAAAAAUCUCUGCAGCGAGAGAAUUGAGUUUCUUUUCGCACUCGACAACCCUCCUACAAAAUGGACUGAAGAAGUGGAAAUGGAUGAACUCACGGUGAAAAAAAUUAUCCCGCCUACCGAAGACACGAGUCAAUCCAUCAUAGUUGUAUUGACUCAAAAAGCCGAACAAAUAAGUUUCUUAAAGCAAUUCCUUGGGGCGAAACGGUUUGAGGAGGGAGUCAGUUUAUUCUUUAUCACAUGA